AUGGGAAAGACAAAUAAGGACAAGAGGGAUUUAUAUUAUCGACGAGCGAAAGAAGAGGGAUGGCGAGCUAGAUCUGCAUAUAAACUACUCCAACUUGAUCAGGAGUUUAACCUUCUCAACUCAAAUGUUAAGCGUGUGGUUGAUCUAUGUGCAGCUCCAGGUUCUUGGUCUCAAGUUUUGAGUAAAAGACUCCAUUCAAGUACCACCGCUACCAAUAAUUCAUCUACUGCUACGACUCCUAUUACUCCUACUACUCCUACUGCUCCUACUGCUGCUGCUGCUGCUACUACUACAUCCUCUGUUAAUGUCAAUGCCGAUGCGGCCAAAAUUGUUGCAGUUGAUUUACAGCCAAUGACCCCGAUAGAAGGAGUCACAACAAUUCAAGCGGAUAUCACGCAUCCAAAAACCUUGCAACAAAUUCUAGACUGCUUUGAUAAUGAACUUGCUGAUUUUGUAUGCAGUGACGGUGCGCCUGAUGUCACGGGACUUCAUGAUUUGGAUGAGUAUGUUCAACAUCAAUUGGUAUGGGCUGCCUUACAACUCACCACUUGUAUUUUGAAACCAGGUGGUUCUUUUGCAGCAAAAAUUUUUAGAGGUAAGGAUAUUGAUGUGAUGUAUAAACAAUUUAGCAAAUUUUUCGAUAGAGUCGUGUGCGCCAAGCCCAGAAGUUCGCGAGGUACCAGUCUUGAAGCAUUUAUUGUUGGACUUGGCUAUAGACCCAUCGAAGGGUGGGUGCCCAAAUUAGACGCAAGUAUGUCGACGAAUGAAUUUUUUGAAGGAGCGGGGUUACAUGGUGGAGCUAAUGAUGAAGUCUAUGAAAUGGGAGAUGAGGAUAGAGAAAUUGUAGAGUUUAUUGCCUGUGGAGAUGUCAAUGGUAUAGACUCUGAUGCCACAUAUGAAUUAGAUGCUGAUUCGCUACGGUUAGAUCCUGUACAAAAGCCAACGGCUCCACCAUAUAAGAAAGCACUUGAAAUGAAAAGAAGAGGUGAAUUGGUUCAACGAUAG
Molecule: messenger RNA, 1005 nt
Organism: Lodderomyces elongisporus
Lineage: Eukaryota; Fungi; Ascomycota; Pichiomycetes; Serinales; Debaryomycetaceae
Gene: TRM7
Product: tRNA methyltransferase
Exons: 1
Coding region: 1-1005 (334 amino acids)
Biological process (GO): cytoplasmic translation; tRNA methylation
Cellular component (GO): cytoplasm
Molecular function (GO): tRNA methyltransferase activity
Source: RefSeq, a predicted model, not a curated record